Formica exsecta is the source of this 2500-nucleotide messenger RNA. RefSeq lists its product as uncharacterized. The record is from RefSeq and is a predicted model, not a curated record. Bases 123 to 2111 code for a protein of 662 amino acids. The transcript has 4 exons. Lineage: Eukaryota; Metazoa; Arthropoda; Insecta; Hymenoptera; Formicidae.
AAGUCGCGAUCCCACUCUAAGAACGACACUUUAUGGCGUUUCGCGCUAAAAGUCAGUCGGCUCGAAUUCGAAAUCCAUUCGGGUGAGCGACGAAGCAGACGAAAUUCCGCCAUAGCAGCAUCAUGAAUGUCGGCGGUGAUAUCACGCAAUUGUCCUACAAGGAGCUGCAGGCUCUGGCCCUGAGGUAUCAUAUACCGGGUAACGUCAAGAAGAAAGCGUUGAUCAAAGUCCUGCAAGCCGCCAAAAGCGGAAAUGAGGCGGAGUUUGGCCGAUUACUGCAGGAAUUGAGGAAGAGUCGUAAGAGAAAGACGAGGAAGUCGAAAGAUUCCAGACUUGGAAUAACGUCGACGCCGUUGCAUAGUCCAGACUAUAUGAUGACCGAUGAUGACUAUUAUUGUCAACAACAGCAACAGCAGCCUCAACAACAGCAGCCUUAUCAGUGGUGCUUCCCAUUUUUACAGAUUGGCGCCGAGGAGGAGAUUGUGAGCAAGGAUGACGAUACUAAGAUCCCGCACUAUGAGGAGUUCAAGCAAUUUCUACUCAAGAGAAUUCAACGGGAAUUUCAAACGUGCGACAACAACAACAACAACCAAGUGCAAGAUCUGAGUAUCGUGAACCUGCGGAGCACACCGAUGCCGCCCAAUCUGCAAACAGUCCCUCUCGAUGAAUCGAGUUAUUCCAAAGCGAAUUUAAUCAAUCACAUGGAUCCUUUGGCGAUCUCGUCAAAUGGCAGGUCGAGCUAUGAAAUGAUAAAGGAGCCCGAAAGCGGCUCGCAAGGUUCGUUUCUGUUAAAGAGAAUGCUACAAGCGCCAGUGGGUGCCAAUCUGGGCGAAAUCGCCAGCUCGAUCUUCUGGGCCAGCAAUCUGCUGGAUAAUUCCGAUACCCUGACCGCCGAAUCGGAGAACAACGAGAAUGAAAAUCAGCUUGAAACCAACGCCAAUGAAUACUAUGGCUUGCUGAAAAACACCAGAGGCGAGUUUAUGCUUAACGAGGCAAACCUGAUGUCUCAGCAGAUUCCAGCAAGUGCAAUGACAGGCGAUGAACAGUGCAGAUUUUCCGGCGACAUGGACAAUCGGCCGAAUCCCUACCAGAACUGGACGAUCACCAGCGUCAUGGAGAUGCCUGAAAGCGAACUCCAGUCUUCCAAAGUAUAUCACGCAAUCUACUACAACAACACAGAUCCCGCCGUGACUACCGCAAAUGCGGACAAUAAUCUAACUUAUCAGUAUCAGCCUGAAACCGCCUAUAACGGCAGCCAAAACUUCUUCAACGUUGACGCGCAGGACGCGUCAAACUAUGCGACUGGUACGGACAUGAUAGUUAACGAUCCCAACGAUAUUUAUUAUCUGCAAAAUUUCGGCAAACACAAUGGGGAAAUGGGGACAGGUUAUUUCCGCAACAUGGAUACUUUUGGACAAAACAAUGCGCAGCAAAAUACUUACACGAACGAUCAGCAAUAUCAAUACCAUUAUCCUCGAUUUACUCAGGAGACGAACAAUACAUUAAACGAGAGAAUGAACCAGCAGCAAAACAAUAUUAUGACAGGGAUGGAAAAUGGUAUUAAUCACGGAACUGAUGCGGCGAAUAUGCAGAGACCAGCGAAUGGAAUAGAGCCAUACUGGCCGAAGUGGACCACCGAGACCAACAACAAUCUAGAGAACAUCCUGAACUACCAAAUGUCCAAGCAAGUAGAUUACUCCAAGUUGAGUCAGACAUCCUGCGUUUACUGCUACGUGGCCCCGAUCGUCUCGCAGCGAUCUACAUUAACGAAUAAUGGCCGCUGUUCAGUUGAACGAAGAUAUACCGCCGAGCAGCGGCAACACUCCUUUUCGCCCUAUUGGAUGUUGUACAAUGAUGCAUCGCAGGGUAUGCGAAUGACAAAUAUAUCCAGCGAUUCGUUCGUGCAACAUGACACGACGACGACAAUGCAAACAACCAUUAUUCCUGGUAACGACAUCCUGAAGGAGAUCGUCGGCGACGUUCCCGAGGCUCCCAUCAAUGAUGUGUGGAUGAAUCAAUAUGAGUCGUCAUCCAUCGGCGACGACAUGACCAUCCCAAUUUCGGAUUCGCUCUUCUGCAAUGACAUUUCCAGCGCGUCGAGGAAGACUUAGGGCUCGCUCAACACAUUUAUGACAGUAAACAGAUAAUAACUAGAUUUUUGUGAUUGGAACGAAUAACGUUCUCUAUAAGUCAUAGAAUGACGAUAAACGGCUGUUUCUCUGGAACGAUUAAAAUUCUCUCAAGUUAUGGAAGGAUCUCUGGAUCGUUAUUAUUCCGAUUUGGAAUUGGAACAACCGAAGUCUCUUUUCAUCUUCGCAAACCGCACAAUAACACUUAAGUAAUUAUUUUGCGAGAUUCCUAUUGGCACAAGAUUCAUUAACGCGCUCUUCCGCGUUUUCGCAUUACUUCCAGUGAGUGACACGCGCAAUUAUUUUCCCGACUUGAAACUGGAACGAGAACGAUAUUCGAAGAGAGAUCAAUAGCAAACAGACAAGUUGAA